UUCACUUUCGCUUUGGGAUAAGUCAGUGAGCAGACAUGUUAAACAAACUUGAUAAGAUCUGUGAUAAAUGAGAGAAUUGCUUUGUUUAUUUAAUCCUUAGUUUUACAGGAAUGUAAGGAGAGUUAGUGAAGGGGUAUAUCAUGUUGACAUUUAUUGAAUAAUGAGAGCUACUUUUCAAAGAGUUGCGUACUUUAUUUUAUUGGGAUAUUUAAUAAUAUCGUGUUAUACUGGUUUUAUUAUUGUCAAAAACAAGGUAUGGAAAGAGCAGAUUCAACAAGAAAAAUACCGAAAAAUGACAGAGUUGGCCGAAGAAGACCGUGCCUGGAAUCCCUGGGGCGAGGAGUUUGACAAUGAGAGAACAGUUCUCACGCGACAUGAGCCUCCGAACAUUGUUUGGAAUCUGGAUCAGGGGAGAGAACCUCCCUCCAGCAGGGUAGACAACUCCAAGAGACUCUUCAAUGUGGAGGUCUGGGGAAAAGCAUCUAUAGGCCUGUAUUUGUGGCAGCACAUCCUAGAAGGCCCCCUGGAGGAGAGAAUGGAAGGGGUGUGGAGCCACGGAACCAAGACCAUCAACAACAUAAAGUUCACGUUUCGGACAGGCCCAGGUGUGGUGCCAGACCAGGUUCCCAAGGAAACUGAGCACCUGUUGCUGGUCCUCAACGGCAGGGAACCAGAUAAAAUAACCUUCGCCAAGUCCUGGCUUACCUCCCUUGAUACGUUGCCAAGGUUACAGAAUGUGGGCUUGGUGUUGCUUGGCAAUGAGCAGUGUAACAACUCCUGGCUCCACCCAUACAUGGCUCAAAAUGGUGGGCGUGUCAAGUUUGCCUUUCUUGUGUAUGACAGCCCAGAGAUUGAUAACAAGUUUUACUACCAGUGGCCUCUAGGUGUAGCCACGUACCGUGACUUUCCAAGAGUGGACAGUUCCAAGCUACCUGUACAUAUCAAGCGGAAAUACUCCUGCAACUUUCUGGGAACGGUGUAUAAAAACUCCUCCAGGGAAACACUGAUGAAAAUUUUAGAAGGCGAUUUCUUCAGAGAAAACUGUUACGUUAAACCUAGAUACAGAUGGCUACCAGAGGAGAAUGCAGACUCGAGGGAAGAGUACAUCAGACUCCUGUCCCAGAGUGAUCUCACACUGAAUCCCGUUGGUCAAAACACCGAGUGUUACCGUAUCUACGAGGCCAUCUCCUACGGAUCGAUUCCCGUCAUUGAGGAUGUGAGAACGCCGGGAAUUUGUGGGAAAUCAGAAACCUCUGAACCCCAAGUCUUUCCAUUACGUCUGCUCAAGGACCAUAAUGCACCAGUCAUAUUUGUGAAACAUUGGUCAGAAUUACAUGAUCUUAUUGAAAACGAGAAAACUUUGCUCCAUAGUGAAAGGGUAAAGAGACGAAGGAAUGUCUUGUUAUGGUAUGAAAGUUUUAAGUCAAAAAUGAGAAAAACAAUUACUAAUGUUAUUAGUACACACUUUUUUGGAGUUGACAGAUAGCAUUAAUUUUCACCGCAUAUGUUAUGUCACUGUUGCAAAAUUAUGUUGUUAUAGGAUUUAUUUUUGUACAAGCAUAGAGUUGUUAAAUUUUGUAUUUGUAUACAUUUUGCAGAUCAUUAUAACAUUUUUUCUGUCGUACACAUCAAUUUUUUUUUCAGAAAUUAUGUACGUUUACAGAAUUAUUUGUCCAAGCUUACGAUGUGGGCAUUAGAUUGAUUUAUUUAAAUUUUUAUGAGUAAGACUAUGUACAUGUAAAAAGUCAAUACUCUAGUCCCACAAGUUAUUCUCAUGUUAGGGCUAUCACUGUUUACUUCUUAGAUGUAAAUGGGCAAAUGUUUGUACAUGUACAGCUAUUUAUUUAGGUUCUUGACAAAAAAACAUAUUCCUGUAUGGAAUUGUGUUACGAAUAAAAAACUUUUUACCGGGGGUACAUUAAAAUGCCAUAAUGAUGGUGAUCAAGGGCAGGUUGAAAAUAUUAAGUUUAAUAUCAAAUAAACUUAAGUCUAGUAGAUAGGUGUUUAUUUUGCCAUGCCUAAAGAAAGUGUGGGCAGCAGGAUCCAAGCCUCAGCAGUCGUUUUCUAACAAAGCAUUUUCACUCUGUAUUAUGUGAUACCCUCUACCCGAGGUUCAAACGAACACAAAGCACAAGUUGUAUAAUUUCAAUCAUGAGGGUUGUGAAGGAAGUAACUGUUUUGUACCAUGUUGUCAAGGACAGAGAUCAUUAAUUAGAAUGCAUAUUAGUGAAAAGCAUUGUAAUUUAUCCUUAAAUGAUUCCUUAUGCUAAUAAUGGCAGUUAAGCUCCACCUACUGAUAUUGGAGUUAAUGUACAUGUAUAUACGAAAACAAAGCAAACACUCUUCAGCAUGGUACAAAAAGUAUUUAUAUAACAGAGGGCAUGUUGUUAUAUAAAAUUAAAGACCAUUUGUAUAUAAUACCAUUUCUCCAUUAAGGUUUUAGUUAAUCAUGAAUGUUUUGUAAAAUGAUCUUAUUACUGUGUUCAUUUCAUUUGGUUGUGUUUUUAGAUGCAUAAAGAAAUGUAUUCACUUUUACAUAGAAAUAUAUUUGAAGUAGAUCUUCAGAUUUUGUGAUUAGUUUUGCUAUGCUUUCUUGUUUGUUGUAAAUCUUGUUUAUUUUUGUUUUACCUUUAUGCUUGCUGCUUGAUAAAAUAAAUGAUAUGACCAAAAUGCUUGCUUCUUGAUGAUACAUGUAUAUCAUUUGGCCAAAUUACUUGCGCUUUUGAUUUUUUUAUUGGACCUACAUGCUUUCUUACUGGUAUUUUUUCAUUUAACCUAAAUGCUUGCGUAUUCUGUUAAUGGAUUGUGGCCAAAAAUGCAUAUAAAUUUAUACUUUUUUUUAUGUUGAUUUCAGUGUUUGGAAAAAUUGUUCGAAACAAAAUUUCCGGACUUUUCCCUGACCAAAUUUCAACCUUCCCUGGCCCAACUAUCUGUGUUCAUAGCUGCUUAACUGGUCAUCUAUUAGCAUGAUUAAUGAAUGUUGGCCUUCAUACUUCCCACCAGCCACCCCAAACCACCUCUCUUUUCAUAUAUAACUAUAUUACAAUAGUAGGAUGCAUUGGCAUUUUUUGGUUUUUGGUUGUUGUAAUUUUUAUAAUUUUUAAUUGCUUAACAUUGCAUGACAUGCUUCCAAAUGUUACAUCAACCCCAAGUCCAAGGUAUAAAAUAAAGUUCGUAAAAUUUGAGAUGCUGAUAUACCGGUAAAAUGAAAUGCAAACAUCAAUGAAAAUUUUUGAUAUUUACCGCUUAAAGCUAGUUUUUGAAUUAACAGUACAGAAAGUUGACGAAAUAAAAUCACAUAAAACACUCGAGUAGAGAUUAUGAAACCAAAAUACGAAGGGUUGAUUAGGAAUGAGAAUUGGCAUAUUAAUCAAGCUCAUAAAUGAUCUAUCAUUGAUAUGUAUACAUUCCAGAAAAAAUAUUAUUAUAUAUUUAAUAAGCAGUAAAGGAAAAUGAUGAACAUGUAUGAAACUGCCAUAGCCUUUUUUUCGUUCUUUCUGCUCAUCUCUGAUUGACCAUUCCUCAUAGAACAUCUGUUCCAUUUUUUUGAAAAUGAUUUUAUACUAUAUACCCUAGAAGGGUUAUACAAUUUUCGGUUAUGCUGAUUUGGGGGGGGGGCUCAAAUUUGGGCUACAUUGGAUCAUAUUUAAGACCUUUCACAAUGUUAUAUACUUAUCAUUUAUUUUAAGAUUUAUUCUAAGAAAAAUAAACAUUUUUCACCUUAAGUUAAACCUAGGAUUUUGUUUCCUAAGAUGUUCAAAAUGGACAACUAUUUUUUUUUUUACAAUGUACACAAUGUUCUGCCUGAGUUAUUGCCCUUUCUUGUAAUUAAAAACUAAUAUUUUAAAUGAUCUUUAUCAAAAACCCAAGACCAUGAAGAUACCAGUUAUUUGUUGUGAACCAUAGAACACAAAGAUACCAGUAAUUUGUUAUGAGCCCUAGGCCAUGAAUAUACCAGUUAUUUGUUAUGAACCCCAGACCAUGAAUAUACCAGUAACUUGUUAUGUACCCUAGGCCAUGAAGAUACCAGUUUUUUGUUAUGAACCCAGACCAUGAAGAUACCAGCUCUUUGUUAUGAACCCAGACCAUGAAGAUACCAGUUAUUUGUUAUGUACCCCAGACCAUGAAGAUACCAGUAACUUGUUAUGAACCCUAGGCCAUGAAGAUACCAGUUUUUUGUUAUGAAUUCUAGGCCAUGAAGAUACCAGUAACUUCUUAUGAACCCUAGACCAUGAAGAUACCAGUUAUUUGUUAUGAACCCAGACAAUGAAGAUACCAGCUAUUUGUUAUGAACCCAGACCAUGAAGAUACCAGUUAUUUGUUAUGUACCCCAGACCAUGAAGAUACCAGUAACUUGUUAUGAACCCUAGGCCAUGAAGAUACCAGUUAUUUGUUAUGAACCCUAGGCCAUGAAGAUACCAGUUAUUUGUUAUGGACCUUAGGCCAUGAAGUACCAGUUACUUGUUAUGAACCUUAGGCCAUGAAGAUAACAUGUAUUUGUUUUUGACCCUAGGCCAUGAAGAUACUAGUUAUUUGUUAUGAACCCCAUACCUUCAAGAUACCAGUUAUGUGUCAUGAACCUUAGGCCAUGAAGAUACCAGUUACUUGUAAUGACCCCUAGGUUAUGAAGAAACCAAUUAUUUGUUUUGAGCCCUAGGCCAUGAAGAUACUAAGUAUUUCUUAUGAACCCUAGGCCAUGAAGAUACCAGUUAUUUGUUAUGAACCCUAGGCCAUGAAGAUACCAGUUACUUGUUAUGAACCCUAGGCUAUGAAGAUACCAUUAUUUUGUUAUGGACCCCAGGCCAUGAAUAUACCAGUUAUGUGUUAUGGACCUUAGGCCAUGAAGAUACCAGUUAUUUGUUAUGAACCCCAGACCAUGAACAUACCAGUAACUUGUUAUGAACCCCAUACCAUUAAGAUACCAGUUAUCUGUUAUGAACCCCAGACCAUGAAGAUACCAGUUAUUUGUUAUGAACCCUAGGCCAUGAAGAUACCAGUUAUUUGUUAUGUACCCCAGACCAUGAAGAUACCAGUUAUCUGUUAUGGACCUUAGGCCAUGGAGAUACCAGUUAUUUGUUAUGGACCCCAGGCCAUGAACAUACCAGUAACAUGUUAUGAACCCCAUACCAUUAAGAUACCAGUUAUCUGUUAUGAACCCCAGACCAUGAAGAUACCAGUUAUUUGUUAUGAACCCUAGGCCAUGAAGAUACCAGUUAUUUGUUAUGUACCCCAGACCAUGAAGAUACCAGUUAUUUGUUAUGGACCUUAGGCCAUGGAGAUACCAGUAACUUGUUAUGAACCCUAGGCCAUGAAGAUACCAGUUAUUUGUUAUGGACCCCAGGCCAUGAAGAUACCAGUUUUCUGUUAUGGACCUUAGGUCAUGAAGAUACCAGUAACUUGUUAUGAACCCUAGGCCAUGAAGAUACCAGUUAUUUAUUAGAAACCCUAGGCCAUGAAGAUACCAGUAACCUGUUAUGAACCCUAGGCCAUGAAGAUACCAGUUAUUUGUUAAAAACCUUAGGCCAUGAAGAUACCAGCUACUUGUAAUGAACCAUAGGUCAUGAAGAAACCAAUUAUUUGUUUUGAGCCCUAGGCCAUGAAGAUACUGGUAAUUUCUUAUGAACCAUAAGCCAUGAAGAUAACAUUUAUUUGUUAUGAGCCCAUUAAGAUAUAUUAUUUGUUUUGAACCCUAGGCCAUGAAGAUACCAGUUAUUUGUUAUGAAUCCUACGCCAUGAAUCUUCAUUUACUUCCAACACAAUGAAACAUCACACUUCAUUUUUUAUAAAAAGCAGAUCUCUUGUCUUGGCAAUUUUUCAUUCACUGUCCAAGAGAUCUUUGAAAUGUUUAUGCAUGAUCAAAAAGCAAUCUCUUCACAUGUUUAUGUAUGUUGUACUGGUAAGUGUAUAUGCUCUGGCCGAAUUUCUUAAAUGUCUUGGUUAUAAUAAAACAUAACACAGUUAAAUUUGCUCUAACAAAACAGAAAUAGUUUAUAAUUAUUGUCUUUAAAAUAAAAGUGUGCCAAGCUUUAUUCUGUUUGAGAAAUAUGGUCUUAAGGCUGUUUCAAUGAAGACCUUGGGUCAGCUUUCGUCAUAAUUUUAAUGAUCUUGGUGACUAGUUUCAUUAAAUUACUUCAUUUUUGAAUUAAAAAUUAUCACAAUGUUUAGGAAAUAGAAAAAAAUAUUAGUGUUUGUAUUACUGUUUGUGAUGCUGAUAAAGAUUUCAGAUUAUUAAAGUUACGACCGAGAUCCUUUAUUGAAAUAUAGUUUAGGGCCUCAGGACUUGUUGAAAAUGCCAUACACUGCUACAUGUAUUAUCACCACUAGUCCUGCAGGUGGUCAUUGUAGUUGACUGUUAUUCUCUUGUUAGUUAUUGUUCGUUUAUGUUGAGUACAAUAAAUGUUAAAUUUGA
Messenger RNA from Mya arenaria, 6409 nucleotides. Its product is annotated as ribitol-5-phosphate xylosyltransferase 1-like. Gene Ontology annotation, biological process: protein O-linked glycosylation via mannose. The coding region runs from base 161 to 1486 and encodes 441 amino acids. The record is from RefSeq and is a predicted model, not a curated record. NCBI's taxonomy places the organism in Eukaryota, Metazoa, Mollusca, Bivalvia, Myida, Myidae. The transcript is spliced from 6 exons. Gene Ontology annotation, cellular component: Golgi apparatus. Gene Ontology annotation, molecular function: ribitol beta-1,4-xylosyltransferase activity.